Molecule: messenger RNA, 540 nt
Organism: Mauremys mutica (yellowpond turtle)
Lineage: Eukaryota; Metazoa; Chordata; Testudines; Geoemydidae
Gene: GCG
Product: glucagon
Exons: 4
Coding region: 1-540 (179 amino acids)
Biological process (GO): adenylate cyclase-modulating G protein-coupled receptor signaling pathway; negative regulation of apoptotic process; positive regulation of insulin secretion involved in cellular response to glucose stimulus
Cellular component (GO): extracellular region
Molecular function (GO): glucagon receptor binding; hormone activity
Source: RefSeq, a predicted model, not a curated record
AUGAAAAGCAUUUAUUUUGUGGCUGGAUUGCUUUUAAUGAUCAUUCAAGGCAGCUGGCAAAAUCCUCUUCAAGACACAGAAGAGAAAUCCAGAUCAUUCAAAGCUUCCCAGACUGAACCAUUAGAUGAAUCUAGACAGCUGAAUGAAGUAAAACGUCAUUCACAAGGCACAUUCACCAGUGAUUACAGCAAGUACUUGGACACUAGACGAGCUCAGGAUUUUGUGCAAUGGUUAAUGAGCACUAAAAGAAGUGGCAAUGGACUCUCGAGGCGUCAUGCUGAAUUUGAGAGGCACGCCGAGGGCACCUACACCAGUGACAUCACCUCUUAUUUGGAAGGUCAAGCUGCCAAAGAGUUCAUUGCUUGGUUAGUGAACGGACGAGGAAGAAGAGAUUUCUCAGAAGAAGCUAAUGCAGUUGAAGAACUGGAUAGAAGACAUGCAGAUGGCACUUUUACCAGUGAUAUCAACAAAAUCCUCGAUGAGAUGACUGCCAAAGACUUCUUAAAAUGGCUGAUUAACACAAAAGUUACCCAGAGGUGA